Acipenser ruthenus (sterlet) is the source of this 2980-nucleotide messenger RNA. RefSeq names its product cerebral cavernous malformations 2 protein-like. Gene Ontology annotation, biological process: heart morphogenesis. The record is from RefSeq and is a predicted model, not a curated record. Lineage: Eukaryota; Metazoa; Chordata; Actinopteri; Acipenseriformes; Acipenseridae. Bases 478 to 2295 code for a protein of 605 amino acids. The transcript is spliced from 10 exons.
UUUUCAAAACUACACAGGAGACCUACAGGACAUAGCGUAUGUAAGUGCAUGACAGCUAAGAUUUAUAAAAUGAUUUCAUAAAGCUAUACAAGAUGAACAAUAAAGGAAUAAUAAAGCACAAAACCAAAUGUUUAGGAUACAGUGAGAUAUGAGCAAUUGUGAGUAGAGGCUGAUAAAGAUUACUGUGCUCUCACAUUUGCUCUCACUAUACUAUAUGCUCCAGUGCAGUCCGGCUACAGCCCUACUGUGUUAUUGUGUUGUUUGAAAAACAAGCUGCUUCACGUGAGUCCUUAUCAGUCCCAGGACAGCAGAGGCUGUACCGAGUUUGCAUCAGGAUUUCUGGUGGAGUUUCCUCUAGCACAGGAAAACAAGGUUUCUUCAAUGGGACAACAGCGUCCAGACCCACAGGCACACACCACAAUAUCCCACACAACUCAAGAAAGAUUCCCAGCGCUUGGAUCAAGGUGAGAAGAAGGAAUGGAACAUGAGACCAAGAAGGGGAAAAGAGGUUUUGUUUCUCCCAUCAAGCGUCUGGUUUUUCCCAAAGCUGCGCGCAAGCAGGCGGACAGGAACAGCUUAUACAGGAGACCCCUUCACUCUGUCCCCUUGUACCCCCCUGACUACCUCAUCGACCCGGAGAGGCUCCUCCAUGACUACGUCGAGAAGGAGGUCAAAUUUUUAGGUCAUUUAACCUGGGUGUCGUGCUCAUUAAAUCCAUCCAGCAGAGAUGAACUCCUUCAGCUUCUCGACACAGCAAGGAAACUGAAAGAGCUGCCCUUGAAGACGACCCCCGAGCAGGACAGUAUCCUGAGCCUGUCAGCCCGCUGCCUGCUCCUCACCUGGAGAGACAACGAGGAGCUCAUCCUGAGAAUCCCCACCCACGAGAUCGCUGCUGCCUCCUAUCUGCAGGAUGAUGCACUGCACCUCCUCGUUCUCAAAACAGGUCUGGGGGUUGACCUAGUACCAGCAGGGGGCAGUCUGGAGCGGAGGCACCCUAGUGGGAGCUUGGAGAAGAAACAGGGCAGCAUUGAGGGAAGGAGGCAGACGGUGAGCAUUAUGGACCGCCGGCCAGCAGGGGGCACUAUGGAACGCAGGCACACCAUCUGCAGCCUGGACUGGAAAAUGUCUGGCCUUCACGAGCAGAAGCAGACAGGGGGGAGCUUGGAGAGGAAACAUCCAGGGGGCAGUCUGGAGCUCAAGCAGGUGGGAGGCAGCUGGGAGAGGAGGCCGACCCGGAAGACUGGUGGGAGACCCAUCAGCGGGAGUUGGGAAAGGAGACAAACAGCCAGCGUUGGGGGAAGCUGGGAGAGGAGGAAUACUGGAAAGCCGGGGGGUAGCUGGGAAAGGAAGCACACAUACGGAGGUAGCUGGGAACGGAGACAGGCUUACAGCGGGAGCUGGGAACGAGGCAAGUCAUACGGCAGCUGGGAGAGAAGGAACACUGGCAUCAACCCACUAGACCCCCAGAAGCCCACCCCCAGCCCAGACGCAUACUGUAACUUAAUUAUCCUGGCUGUGGCCAACAAGGAUGCGGCAGAGGAGUACUGUGCUCUGAUCUGCCAAGUGUUUCAGAUCAUCUACGGUGAUCAGACGAUUGAGUGUGUCGACCGGGCUGGAUAUCACUACACCUCCACACCUGACCGACGCUGGCUCCUGCAGAGGAGUGACAGCCGGCUGACAGAUAUGACAUACAGCUAUGAUGCAGAUUUCAGCUGCUGCAGCUCUUUCAAUGGUUCCCAGGAGACAUUUGACCCAUACUACAGUGAGAACUACAGUGACAGCUCAUCGCUGUCGUUCAGGGAGUCCCGGCACAGUCUGGCCACUCUGUGCAGUGAGAGCGACCACAGCAAUGCGGGAGUCGAGCUUCUACAGGAAUACAUGAUAACUCUGAGAAGCAAGCUUUCCCCGUUAGAGAUCCAGCACUUUGCCCUUCUGCUGCGAGAAUACAGAAUGGGAGCCCCUAUCGAGCAGUACUGCUCUGACCUCCUUCAACUGUAUGGAGAGAAAAGGAAAUUCCUUCUGUUAGGAUUGAGACCCUUCAUCCCAGAUAAUGACGUGGGCGUGUUUGAAAGCUUCCUGGAGAGCAUUGGAAUCCGAGAGGGUGGGAUCCUGACAGACAGCUUCGGGAGGAUCAAGCGCAGCAUGAGCAACACGUCGGCCUCCGCAGUGCGCAGCUACGACAGCUGGUCACUCCACUCAGAGUCCGAGAACUUCAACAGGAUGAUCACCGACAUCACACACGACAUCGAGGCUCUGGGCUGCGAGGACAUCGAGGAAGAGGAUCAUUACUUGUGACUUGAGAAGAGCUCUUCAGCAAGUGACACAAUACAUACAGGACUUCCUAUAUCCUGCUGCAAUAAAGCUGGGGAUUCUGGGACUACAGUGUGUCGACCCAAUAUGUCUGUCAAUGUUGCCUGUUAACGUUGAUAAAAAAAAAAUCCUUCAGACAUACAAAUGCAUUUAUUUAGAUAGAACCCUUGAGGUAUACAUCUCCUUUCCAAAGGGGUCCUGGCAGAAGAAUAACAUUAUAAAAUCAAUGGCCAAAGUAAUCAUUCAACACUUAACACAAUCAUAAAAACAGUCAUACAAAAUAAAACACCUACAAAAUAGAACAAAAAAUAGAACAAUUCCAAUUUGCAUUGCAAUAUGCGAUUGAAAAACAGGAGGCACUGUGCUCUGUUCCCGGCAGUGUUUGAGUGAGUGACCUUCCUUGGGGCGAGGUGAACCCAACAGCAUCCCAUUAGGCUGGGUUGUGUGGAUUUGCAGUGCAUGCUCAGCAGUACCUGGAGGGGUCAUGUGUACUCUCUAACCUCUGAGUCUGUUUCUACUCAGCAAUGAAACGACUGCUUUGCUGUUACUCAGGGAGCUAAACUACUGUAUGUCAGCCAUUUGAAAUGAACACACACUCCAGGCUGAACUGCAUAAACAUUACCAUUUUUUUCCCUUUUUUUUAAUAAACGUCGCCUUUGUCCUUAAACAA